Molecule: messenger RNA, 215 nt
Organism: Racocetra fulgida
Lineage: Eukaryota; Fungi; Glomeromycota; Glomeromycetes; Diversisporales; Gigasporaceae
Source: the annotation of a GenBank genome assembly
AAAUAGUUAAUGAUCAAGGUAUGGUUAAUGAAGAUCAAAGCAUGUUUAGUGAGGAUCAGAGUAUGAUAAAUGAAAGUCAAAAAACGUUUAAUGAAAAAACAUUUAAUGAAAGUCAAGAAACAAUCGUUGGUGAAAUAGAUGUUGAAAAGGAAAAUAUUGAAGAAGAUGGUGACAAUUAUUAUAACGAACAAGAAAUGAAUUAUUGUAAUGUAUAG